This is a messenger RNA of Acaulospora morrowiae, 339 nucleotides long. NCBI's taxonomy places the organism in Eukaryota, Fungi, Glomeromycota, Glomeromycetes, Diversisporales, Acaulosporaceae. The record is from the annotation of a GenBank genome assembly.
AUGAGUUUCCAGAUUUUUUGCAUCGUUUUAGGUGAUGCCAUUAAGAAUUCUUUCCCGGUUGAUAUCAGUGAAGACAUGUACGUUGGGAGUCUCAAGUAUCUCAUCAAAAAGAAGAAGGAAAAUACCUUUGUUAAUGUUGAUGCUUGCGAACUGAGACUAUGGGGUGUGAAUAUUCCUACCGAAGGUGAAGAUCCAGAAACCAAAAUAUACGCCGAAAAUAUCAAAGAACAAUACCAAGUUAGUUUGAUUAAGAACCUAGCAAUUUCACAGCAAUUUGAAGAAUCAUUGAAACUCUCUAUGUGGUUUGCCCACUUGGAAAAUUCGAAGAAGGAGAAUUAG